This is a messenger RNA of Mustela lutreola (European mink), 711 nucleotides long. It is a transcript of the gene NICOL1, whose product is annotated as NELL2 interacting cell ontogeny regulator 1. Lineage: Eukaryota; Metazoa; Chordata; Mammalia; Carnivora; Mustelidae. The transcript is spliced from 4 exons. The record is from RefSeq and is a predicted model, not a curated record. The coding region runs from base 379 to 663 and encodes 94 amino acids.
GCCGGCCACAGCAGACUCGAAGCCCUGCGCAGGGGGGCGGGACGUCGGGGCGCCGCGCUGCCCCGCAAGGUGCGGGCUGCUGGGGUCUCCCGCACGCACGCGGCCGGGACGUGGGCUUGGGGCGCCCCCCCCCCCCCCACGAGCUGGCGGGCUUUGCAGGGACCCAGGAGACGCCAAGUGCAGCGCGUCCUUUCCAGAGGGGCCGGUCCGGAACCUGAAACCCGCGCGCCUUGGGCGCCUCGGGGGAGCACGCGAGGCUCUUCGCUUCCAACAGCCCUGCGCCUUCACGAGGAAGAAAAGUGCACAGGAAAGCCAAGCGACCCUUCCAAAGUCACACAGCCCGGGAAGGUGGGCGGCCCCGGCUCCCAGUGCUCGGCCAUGGCCCCUCUGCCGCUGUGCAGGCUCCCGAGGUCGCUGCCGCCGUGGCUGCUGCUGCUGCUGAGCGUGGCGCUGUUGGGUUUCCAGGCCCGCGCCGAGCCCGCCGCCGGGAACGCUGUCCCCGCGCAGAGCCGUCCGUGCGUGGACUGUCACGCGUUCGAGUUUAUGCAGCGUGCCCUGCAGGACCUUCGGAAGACCGCCUACAGCCUGGACUCGAGGACCGAGGCCCUCCUGCUGCAGGCCGAGCGCCGGGCCCUGUGUGCCUGCUGGCCUGCCGGCCGCUGAGGCCCCUCAUACGCCACUAUUCCCCCAUCAAUAAACACGGGCCCCACA